CCAAGGAUACCAAACAAAAACACAACCCCAUAAAUGGGCACGUACGUCAGCGGAACUCCUAGGCGGGACUUCGUAUCCUUUACAAUGCUUCUCUCGUACUCCAUGGCUUCAUUCAUAAGACAAGACUCGCUUCUGUGGACUGUGACUCUAUAUCGCUGAUCAGUUUACACAUAGUGGACUUUUACAUGGAUCUAUCAUUGCACAUUGUAAAAAGGGGACAUUGGACACAUUUUAGCGGAUUCUGAAUAGGAUCGAUGAGUUUUUAAAAAUCCGAAACGUAAGGACUGUUUCCAUAGCAGCGAACUGGAUUUCCUUCUCCAUGCAACUUUUUUGGAAAGAGACCAAUCGCAUCUUACCGGAGCCCAAUAAGGAACACAUUAACGCAGGUGACAUCACACUCACUCCGGGAACUGUAGGUUUCACUCUCGGCUCCGCCCGGGAAAUGUUCCAAGGGUUCCCCGGUGACUUUGAUUCCGUCUCCCGUGGAAGUUCGUCCCCGUCUAUUGAGUCUCAGUACUUUUCCUCCGUGGACUCCUUCGGGAGCCCGCCGGCCAGUGCCUCACAGGAUUGUGUGUCUGCUGGAGGCGGGGACGGGGUAGGCAGUGGUUCCGGGGGCAGCAGUGGAGGAGUGGAUAUGCCAGGCUCCUUUGUGCCCACAGUCACAGCCAUCACCAGCAGCCAGGACCUGCAGUGGAUGGUGCAGCCAACUCUCAUCUCGUCCCAGGCCUCUGGCCAAAGUGGGGCGGGGACCUCGACUAUGGCCCAGUCGGUGUCCCUGGUAGACCCUUAUGAUCUGCCAGGGCCCAGUUAUUCCUCUGGCUCAGGUUUUACUCCCGCAGGCUCUGACACCCCGGGGCAAGGCCCAGCCCCGGGCCCCGCCCGUCAGUCCAGGGCCCGUAGCCGCCGUGUACGAGACGAGUCUGUGAGUGACGAUGGAGAUGUUGGUGUGUUUUUGACUCCAGAGGAGCAGGAGAAGAGGCGUGUUCGGCGCGAGAGGAACAAGCUGGCAGCCGCCAAAUGCCGAAACCGCCGGCGCGAACUCACUGACCGACUGCAGGGGGAGACUGACAUCCUGGAGGAGGAGAAGUCUGAGCUGGAGGCUGAGAUCUCUGAGCUGCAGAAGGAGAAGGAGCGCCUGGAGUUUGUCCUUGUGGCUCACCAGUCCAGCUGCAAGAUCCCCUACCAGGAGCAACAGGCCUCAGGCUCCACACAGCUCCAGCAUCAGCCCCUACUGCCCCAACAGGCCCCCGUCUCCAUCGUGGGCUUGACUGUGGAGGACACUUUCUACCUGCCUCCCGCCUACACCUCGCAGCCUUCUACUUCGCAGCAGCAGCAGCAACAACAGCAGCAGCAGGUUCAUCCGCAGCAGCAACAGCAGCAGGUUCAUCCGCAGCAGCAGGUUCAUCCGCAGCCGGGGAUGAUGCAGGAGGUAGCGUUUUCUAGUUCUUUCUAUGGCUCAAGCGAGCCUGCGCCGGGUGAGGGUGGUGGUCACCACGAUGGCGCGGCCGCUGGCAGCUACAACCCUUCAUACACAUCUUCAUUUGUGUUCAGCUACCCAGAGGGAGCCUGCGGGGUCAGCGCUAACCAGAGAAACAGCAGCAGCGAGCAGUCCUCUGAUUCCCUGAACUCGCCCUCGCUGCUCGCUCUCUGACUGACCGACAGACACACCACACCACACGCGCGCACACACACACCCCCCCUGUGUCAAUCACCAGUUGCUCAAAAAAACAGUUGCCCAUGAUAGACGAGGUCAACAACAUGGAUAACAUACAUUAUAUGAUGAUCCAUACAAACUCACACACUCAGACCUGAAAAAACAUGAAAUCAAACCAAGUUUGACCACAUUGCAUUUAGUGCAUAUAAGCCACUGUUGUCCUUAUGAGAAAACUAAACGUAACUAAACCAAGUAUUUAAAGUGAAUUCAAAUUGAGUCUAAAACUCUGGGCUCUGAGUUGUCAGUCGAUCUCUGAAACAUCCUCUGACAUCAUACCCAGCUUAAUUCACAAUGAAUCUGUCAACGUCUUGUGACGUGCACGUCCAGUGCACACAGGAAAUAGCAACAUGCUCACCUGUGAUCUCACAAGCACACUUAUCCUCCCCGUCGUUCCCUCUGUCGGUCAUUCCUCUCUCACUGCUCCUGCUCUCAUCUUUUUCAUCCCUCUCUUCAUGCUGAAUGUAUUUGUGCAAGCUGAAAUAGGGAAGAAGGACUGAGGUUUGGGUCUUUUUUUUUUUGUGAAGCCAGACUGCUGAGCUCUUGCUCUCCCCUCCCGCCUUCCUCAUCCUCUCGGUUCCUCUUGCUUCUUCGUCAUUAGUUGUGACUUGGAAAGGGAAGGGCGUCACAGCCUCCAGCUAUCUGUCUCUUUCUCUUUUUAUCCUGCCGUCUGCUCUUCGUCCAUCUCUCCAUCUUUGUUUCUCUCCUCUGUGUGUCUCUCUCUGUCUCUUUGAAGUCUUCGAACCCUGAGAGCACGCCGAGCCCUUCCAGCCCCUGGGACCUUGACUGAGCGCCGGCCCACCUCACACGUCCCACACGGACGCGGACGCACCCCCAACUGAGGAGCCCUGGAGUAUUUCGCUCAAAGCAGACAAAAUCAAAAACACACACACACACACACACACACUGAAAAUACACCAAAUUUGAUGGAGACAAAUGUAAAAGAGUUGUCACUCUUUUCUUUCUUCUCCUGAGCCAUUGUUGGAUGUUGAAACGAUGGAGAUGAAAGGAGACUUGUGUUGUGACGGUGAGAUGAGGACGGCGGGAGAAUAAUGAGAGAUGAGGCUUUAGCCAAGGUAGAGGUCUAGAGGGAGAGCUGAAACUUUGGCAGAGAGAGAGAGGAUGAGCCCCCUGUACUCGUAAGCCUGAAUUGAAUUUAAAACAAUCCCAAAAAAUCCUGCUUUUGCCAACGGUAUGGGAUGGGUUACCUCUUACCUGCAGAGUACCACCGCCAUACUUCAAGCAUCUGGAUUGUCCUCCACUUGUUACUGAUACUAUUUUGUAUAAUGUUCUUCACCCUCCUUUAUCACCAAGUAUUUUCGGUUGUUGUUUCUAAGUCUAACCUUUGACCAGAGAAAAUAUCACAGUGAGAAAAAAAACAUUGAGAGAGGAAUGUACUUUUGGUAAAGUGCUUUUGUCGGACAUGAGUCUGUUGGUAACCAAUAUGUUUAAAAAAAUAAAUAUUUUACUUUUAAGGAAUAUUCAACCAACCUCUGAACAUUGGGAUGAGUGGCCUCUGUGCCUCUCCUAGUGGGAGGUGCAUUUAUUGUGAGUGUAUCCCACUCUGAGCCACUUGGCCCGCUUAUUUAUUUCUUGAUUGAGGUUGACAUGAUGAGAGAGAGCACAAUACGGAGCCGGACACACAGAGGGGACAAGAGGAGGGGGUGUUUUAUGAGUAUGUGCGUUCUACAUUUUGUCUGUGAAUUUGUUCCUUUUUUUUCCAGUGACAUUUGUUAUGUUUUACGUUUGAGUCUUUUGUUGUUGCUUUGUCCUCCGCUCUUACCUGUGUUGUCGCUGCCAGCGGUUCUUGUUCUUACAGGGGAGGUUUUCCCCUUAAUGUUACAUUUACUGGUGCAUUGUAACUAAUUAUUGUGUUAUUAUGUUCUUUUUUUAUCUUAGUUUUGGCAACUUCAGAGGCAUGAUGUGCACUAUAAAGACAUUUUCUACGUGUCAAAAGUAUACUUAAAAGCAUAUGCAUAUAGAUACAAAAAAAAUGUGUAUAUUUAAGUCUAUGUACAAUUAUUGUGAAGUAUGAAUGUUUGAAAAUAUAAAUGGGAUAUUUUUGUCAAUGAAGAAACAGAGGUGCCGUUGUUGAGGCUGGUUUUAAAAUUGAUAUUUUUCUAAAAGAACGAAGAUUUAUAAAAAAAAAAAUGAUGAAAAAAAACCAUAAUACUUAACCAUUCCCUCAAUAUGACGCACAUUAUCACUGCCUGUGCUCAUAUGUUUUACAUAUAAAGCACAUUAUUCAGGAUAACUAUAUCUAACAUGUGAUGCUGCAUGUAUUGCAGUUUGCCAAUAUGAUGAGAUUAUUGAGGUGGUGCUAUUGCCUUUUUGCUUUCACAUUUGCCUGUUUGUUUGUUUUUCUCUGCGAGGUCAGUCCCGAUGCCUAUGCCACCAAAGCUUAAUGUCACCACUUAGUCUCCUACGGACCCAAAAUGAGGAAACUAGUAUGAAUUGAAUGUCAAAAUACAUAUUAAAAUAUUAAUGAUGCAAAUCAUUUUUUAUUGAAUGUUUUUGUUGAGAACAGUCUGUCAGUCCAGUGUCCAUUCCUGUUCAAUAAAGUAGUUAUCGUAGUUAUCGUGUGAUUUGAACAACAGACAUUUUUGGAGAGCUUUUCGAGAGUUUUGCUCUCAUAAAAAAAAGAAUCACCUCACAGUAGUUAUUGUUGCAUAACUUGUGAUUGUGAAAAAAAAAUGUCUGACUUAUCAUUAGAUGGGCUAAAGUCUUAGUUGUGAAUUGAAAAGAGGGCCCCUCCAAUUUUAUUGUGAAGCAAAAAAAAUGUAACUUAAGUGCCAGGCUUCAAGUGGUACGACAAGGGACAGGCCUCAUAUGCCUAUUUUGAGUGACGAACUUCCAUGCCUUUUGAUUUCCUUCCAUGAACCUACCGUGGCAUUGUUGAUGAUGUGUGAAAGGGGUUUACACUGAUAGAUGGCACGGUCUGGAUAACUAUGGCUCGUGUACAGAAUGGUUUUGUGGUGCUACUUCUAGUAUAUCAGAUGAACUUAUCAUAGAACAUCCUGUUCUGGCAAAUUCACUUACAACUUAUCAGUGAUGAGGUCCAUGGGUCCUGCUCCAUCAAAACCGCUCGAAGAGUCUCCAGAGUUGGGCAAAAAUAUACCACGGUUCUUCCAUGGAAUGAGAGCAUGUUUGAAUAUUCAUUCCGCCAAUAUUCUUCUUAUUUCACGCCCGAAACAGUGUCACAUUGAUAUCUUGAAUUCCAACCAUGCGUUCUCUUAGAGAAUGUUAUGUCAUUUUUGUCUUACCCCGGAAACUCAGUUACCGGUUUGGAAGAAUUCACACAAAUGUCAGCACCGGACAGAUCAGGAAAUUAGGUCUAGUUCACAUAAGUCUAAUUUUCUAAUCUGUACCAUCCAAGAGAGAGAAUGAGAGAGGCAGAAAGGUAAAGACAGAGAAAUAGAGAGGAGGAUAAUUGAGGUGGCAGAGGGAGAGGGAGAGAACUUCCUUUUUGGAACUUCCUUUUCUAACAAUCCAAGUUGAGAUGGGCCAUGGACAUAUGUAGCAAUGAUGAAAUAAACUGAGUAACUUUGUUGUAUCAGUGAACCUGCCUUCAUACAAAUACCUCCAUACAAGAUUGACUGGAACAGACAAGAGGUCUUUUACCAUUUGCGUGGUUGAUAAAUGCCUUAUUUUUUCCACGAGUUGCAAACUUGCAAUGUUAUGUACUGCAAUUGAAACACUCAUAUCCUCUAGGAUAGACAUGUAUCAAAUCAUAUGAAAAGCUUCAUUUACACCGUGCCAGAAGUCUUCUGGCGCUCUCUUUCUGCUAUGCUACGUGUCCAGUGUGAUCAUGUAUUGUUGGGAUCUUCCACCCCUAUUAUAAACUGUACCGUGAUCUUUCAUUCACAUAGCCCGGUAUCUAUGUUUGGGCCAAGAGGUCUUGACCUAAUUGAGUGGAGGUUGAGGGGCAGACCUUGAUUAUAAAUAUAUGACUCUUCAAGAAAUUUUUCAAAACCCUUCAUUUUUUGCAUUUUCCUUUGAUGCCUUGUGACUGAUAUUUUUGUAAUUUCCUUCAAUAGAACCUUUGUCUUUUCCUCGAAUGCCUUCUCUAGAAAGUUUAUUUCUGACUUUAUAUGUGAACAGAUGUUUGUCUUUUUCUGUGAAGCAAUGGUUGCAUUGUUGUGAUCAGCAGUGACUAAUGAAAAUGGACCCGGAAAUUUUACGGGAAUUUAUACUCAAGACAUUUUGAGACUAUUUGUAACAGCUGAGGCCCAAAACUAAAUAGGGUUUAGGCCUACCUGGUUAAAUAAAGGUGAAAUAAAAAUAAAAUAAAUAAAACAUCUCAA
Messenger RNA from Oncorhynchus keta (chum salmon), 6015 nucleotides. RefSeq names its product protein FosB-like. NCBI's taxonomy places the organism in Eukaryota, Metazoa, Chordata, Actinopteri, Salmoniformes, Salmonidae. The transcript is spliced from 5 exons. Gene Ontology annotation, cellular component: nucleus. Gene Ontology annotation, biological process: regulation of transcription by RNA polymerase II. The record is from RefSeq and is a predicted model, not a curated record. Bases 320 to 1651 code for a protein of 443 amino acids. Gene Ontology annotation, molecular function: RNA polymerase II cis-regulatory region sequence-specific DNA binding; DNA-binding transcription factor activity, RNA polymerase II-specific.